Callorhinchus milii (elephant shark) is the source of this 2701-nucleotide messenger RNA. RefSeq names its product Rho guanine nucleotide exchange factor (GEF) 38 (gene arhgef38). Gene Ontology annotation, biological process: intracellular signal transduction. The transcript has 14 exons. Gene Ontology annotation, molecular function: protein binding; guanyl-nucleotide exchange factor activity. Gene Ontology annotation, cellular component: cytoplasm. The coding region runs from base 253 to 2673 and encodes 806 amino acids. NCBI's taxonomy places the organism in Eukaryota, Metazoa, Chordata, Chondrichthyes, Chimaeriformes, Callorhinchidae. The record is from RefSeq and is a predicted model, not a curated record.
GUGUGUUGUGAUGCAGGAGUGUUGCACAGGUUAAGUGAGUGUGUGUGUUGCGAUGCAGUAAGGUUGCACAGGUUAAGUGAGUGACUGAGUGAGUGACUGAGUGAGUGUGUGUGUGACUGAGUGUCAGGUAGGUGGUAGGUAGGUGUGUGGCUGUUGGGCGGAGUCACAGUAAUAACUCAGUAACAUCAGUGUCGGGGCGGUGUAUCGGGGCAGCCGCAGGGUCAGCGGGAGGCUGGAGCAGGGCAGCCGGACAUGGACACCAGCGGCGACAGCGCUGCCCCCUCGGCCAAGGAGGGCUCGGGCUCCAAGAAGAAAAACCUGAGCUUCUUCAGACCCAGACUGUACAUCCUGGAGCGGCGGCGGACAGACACCAUCAUCGCCGAGAGCUCGGCGGCCGCAGAGGAGGAGAAGAGCAGCAACUUGCGGAGGAGCCAAUCCGACCGCACGGAGUACAGCCGCAAACUCAAAGAAAAGAUGACGCCACAUGCAAUUCCCGAGACUGUGACCUCAGCCCUGGAUCUUGAAGAGCAGAGACAAAGGAAGAUGGCCAGGAGGUCAAAGAUCAUCAAAGAGCUUGUGCAGACUGAAAGAGAUUAUUUGAGUGAUUUAGAGCUGUGCAUCUCCGAAGUUGUACAGCCCUUGAGAAAGAAACAGGUGGAAAGCCUAGAUGUGGAUGGACUGUUCAGUAACAUUGAGUCAGUCUGUCAGAUAUCUGCUACGCUGCUGUCAUUGCUGGAAGAAGCUACAGCCGACGAUGAACCAGAAAUGCAAGUAAUAGGUGAGGUGUUCUUACAAAUUAAGACUCCAUUAGAAGAGGUCUAUAAAAUCUACUGUUAUCACCACAAUGAUGCCAACACUUUGCUUGAAAUGUACGAAAAAGAAGAAGAUCUUCAACAGCAUUUAAGGAACCAAGUCAACGAGUUGAAGAAAAUAUAUCACGAGCAAAGGAGCAGCACUUUAUUAGACAUGGGCUCAAUCCUCAUUAAACCAGUGCAGCGAGUCAUGAAAUACCCGCUGCUUCUGAGUGAGCUGCUGAAUUCCACCCCGGAUCUGCACGCAGAUUAUAAACCUGUUAAGGAAGCACUGGCAGCAGUAAAAGAAAUCAACAUGAACAUUAAUGAACUGAAAAGGAGAAAAGACCUGGUGAUGAAGUACAAGAAUUGUGAUGAAGACGAGUCACUAAGACACAGGCUGUCUAAGCUGAACAUCCGCUCUAUCGUGAAAAAAUCCAACCGAGUCACAAGUCAUCUCAAGAUCCUGACUGGAGGGGAGCAUCAGGUCAAAGAUGAGAUUUUUGAUAGAGAAGAAAAAAUGUUUCGAAACUUAGAAAAGGCUGUGAGACUUUGUGCAAAGAACACAUCCUGCUAUCUUCAAAACAUUCAGGAAGGUAUAUUACUAGCUGUUCAGAAUGUCCAUGAUCUUCAGAAGAUUUUACGAGAUUCCAAUCACGUCAAUGGCACUUAUCUUCAGGAGCUGAAAAACUCUCAGAGUUCAUUUGAACAUUUUAAAGACAAUUUGGAAAGACAAGUUGUGAUGCCGCUCGCUGCUCUACAGACUCUGUUUAGCGGUCCUCAGAAACUAAUACAAAAGCGUUACGACAAGAUGCUUGACUAUAUCAGCCGCCUCGAGCGCUCUGAAAGUGUGAAGGAGAGAAAAGCUGCAGAAGAACUGAAUCUGGCUAAAAAAGACUAUGAAGCACUAAACGCGCAGCUAGUGGAGGAGCUGCAGAAGUUUAAUAAGGCAGCCAGGACAGUCUUAAAUAACUGUAUUUAUUGUUUUACGGCUGCAUUCAGGGAUCAUAUGACUUCAGCUUUACUGGCCUCUCCAGCAGUCAAACAUCUACCGGCUUCUCUUUCAAUGAGCAUUGGGAACAGACAGAGUCAAGUCUUUGAAGAAAUUCACCAUUUGUGGUUUGUUAAGGAGUUCAGUACUGGAACUCAGAGGUUGGUUGAACGGAGGCUCAGCUCAGAUGAACGGUUGAAGAAAAGAUUGUCGACUUCUAUUCCUGAUGCCCCCCAUCAGACAGAAGAUCACAGGUCAAAGUUAUUGUCCGAGCACAGCCCUGAGAAACUAUUUCAAGCAAAGAGGAAGUUCAAUGCUGCACAAGAGCAAGAUGUGUGUCUUUACGAAGGUGAGAUUGUGGCCAUCCUUGAGCAGCAGGACCCAAUGGGGAGCACCAGCAGAUGGCUUGUUGACACAGGAAUGACGCAAGGCUACGUGUAUUCCUCAUUUUUGAGACCAUACAAUCUUGCGUGUGGACAGAAUGUGACAUCAGCAGUGCGCUACACUCCUAAUGGAGAUUUCGAUGACUUUAACCUAUUUGUGUCGCCUCAUUCUGGUGAUACAAACAGUGUAAAGAGUCUGCUCUUCAGAGGCAGCAAUGGUAACAGUAGUGUGAAUGGCUGUCAGGAAGGGAUCCCACCCAUCCCUGAGCCAGUGCCAAAAGAAAGAAGUGACGACAGUUCAAGUGACCUUGGAGAACAUGAGAUUUUUUAUGCUGUUUAUUCCUUUCAAGCACGGAAUGAACAUGAACUCAGCCUUCAGGAGCAGGAGCGAGUGAGAAUACUGAAGUUCAGUGACCUGAGUGGCAACAAAGAUUGGUGGCUGGCAGAGGCUAAAGGGCAAAAGGGAUACGUUCCUGCCAACCACCUGGGAAGGAUGUCCUAUGCUUGACAGCUCAUGAGCAAUAAGUGUAUUAAUA